Nestor notabilis (Kea) is the source of this 1150-nucleotide messenger RNA. It is a transcript of the gene NDEL1, whose product is annotated as nudE neurodevelopment protein 1-like 1. Gene Ontology annotation, cellular component: centrosome; kinesin complex; kinetochore. Gene Ontology annotation, molecular function: microtubule binding. Lineage: Eukaryota; Metazoa; Chordata; Aves; Psittaciformes; Psittacidae. The transcript has 8 exons. The coding region runs from base 15 to 1046 and encodes 343 amino acids. The record is from RefSeq and is a predicted model, not a curated record. Gene Ontology annotation, biological process: centrosome localization; establishment of mitotic spindle orientation; cell migration.
AGGUCAUAUUGAUCAUGGACAGUGAAGAAAUCCCAACUUUCUCGAGUCCAAAGGAGGAAACUGCAUAUUGGAAAGAGCUUUCCUUGAAGUACAAACAAAGCUUCCAGGAAGCUCGUGAAGAGCUGGCUGAAUUUCAGGAGGGAAGCAGGGAAUUAGAAGCUGAGUUGGAGGCACAGCUAGUGCAGGCUGAGCAGAGAAACAGAGAUUUGCAAGCAGAUAACCAAAGACUGAAGUAUGAAGUGGAAACAUUAAAGGAGAAACUGGAGCACCAGUAUACACAAAGUUACAAGCAAGUGUCGUGUUUAGAGCAUGACCUGAGCCAGACACGGGCUAUUAAAGAUCAGCUGCAUAAGUAUGUGAGGGAGCUGGAGCAGGCCAACGACGACUUGGAACGUGCCAAGAGGGCAACAAUAGUUUCAUUGGAAGACUUUGAACAAAGGCUGAACCAAGCUAUUGAAAGAAAUGCCUUUCUAGAAAGUGAACUGGAUGACAAGGAGUCAUUGCUGGUUUCUGUACAGAGACUAAAGGAUGAAGCAAGAGACCUGAGGCAGGAGCUGGCAGUACGGGAAAGGCAGCAAGAAGUCACGCGGAAGUCAGCACCCAGUUCUCCGACCCUGGACUGUGAGAAGAUGGAUUCGGCUGUGCAGGCAUCCCUCUCCCUGCCAGCCACGCCUGUUGGAAAAGGAUCAGAAAAUAGUUUUCCUUCCCCAAAAGCUAUACCAAAUGGAUUUGGUACCAGCCCCCUUACUCCUUCAGCUCGAAUAUCUGCGCUCAACAUUGUGGGGGAUCUGCUACGGAAAGUGGGGGCCUUGGAAUCCAAAUUAGCUGCUUGCAGGAACUUUGCAAAGGACCAGGCAUCCCGGAAAUCCUACGUGUCUGGGAACGUUAACAGCGGCGUGAUGAACAGCAACGGCAAAAAGUACCCUCACCUGGAGCAUGCUUCCUUCUUUGACAAAGGGGCAGUGAAUGGCUUUGAUCAAGGUCCCCCCGGACUGGGAGCCUCUCGCCCCUCCUCAGCGCCUGGAAUGUUGCCCCUGAGCGUAUGAGCCCGCAGGAGGUCGUGUUCGGACUUGCAGAUGCUUUUCUCAGCCCACCAAGAGAAGAACUCUCCAGCUUGCUCCCCGCUGCUGCCCCCCUGGAACACGACCCG